UAGUGGAGAAAAUUAAGGGAUAUAUUUGCAUCUACCACAAGUUCUCCCCAGGUUGUUAACUACUAAGGGGGAUAUGCCCUCUUUUAAUGGAAAAGGGAGUGUUUUUCGCUCCAGGGAUUUGCCCAUUUUCUCAAUCCAAAACCAUGCUUGCUCUCCUGCAUUAAAAUAUAUAUCUCAUCUUAUCUUUAGCAAAGUUUUUUGAAUUACGAACGGUGAAUCUCAAAUGGCUCCCGUUACAAGGAGUGCGCUGCAUCGCUCUGCAGAUGAAAAAUCUUCCAGCACCAGAAGAGGGAAGAAAGUGUUGCCAGUUGCACAACCUUCAAACAAUGGGCGAGGGAGAAAGCACUCUGUUGCUACGAAAUCUUCGAGCGUCGGGAAAGGGAAGAGGUGUUAUUCCGUUGAUAUGGAGAUGGAUAAGUGCUGGUGGCUCGAACGCAGUCCAGUUUGGAAGAAAUUUAAAACUACAGUAAAGGAGAUUCAAAAAAGUGACAAAGACAUGUAUACAACAUUCCUUAAAAUGUACGUUCAGUUUCAUUACUACAAUGAGUGGACUAAUGAUGACUCUUUCGUGAAAGCGGUGAGUGAGCAUUUUCCACAAUAUCCACAAUUUGUUGAGGCAUUAUCUGAACUGUUGAAAGCUUACCCAAAUUAGAAACCAAAGCCUGCAUGCUUCUAGAUUAAUAGUUUGUGUUUGUUGAAUAUCUUAUCUGGGCACCUUAGGGCAAAAAAGCUUUUAAUACUACCUUACUAAUCUUUUUUCACAUGGACAUAUGUUUGUUUCACCAAUAAAUGUUCUCUGUUUAUUCCCUUAA
This is a messenger RNA of Cuscuta epithymum, 812 nucleotides long. NCBI's taxonomy places the organism in Eukaryota, Viridiplantae, Streptophyta, Magnoliopsida, Solanales, Convolvulaceae. The record is from the annotation of a GenBank genome assembly.